Molecule: messenger RNA, 771 nt
Organism: Aspergillus oryzae RIB40
Lineage: Eukaryota; Fungi; Ascomycota; Eurotiomycetes; Eurotiales; Aspergillaceae
Product: putative cyclin-dependent protein kinase complex component
Exons: 1
Coding region: 1-771 (256 amino acids)
Biological process (GO): regulation of cyclin-dependent protein serine/threonine kinase activity
Cellular component (GO): nucleus; cyclin-dependent protein kinase holoenzyme complex
Molecular function (GO): cyclin-dependent protein serine/threonine kinase regulator activity; protein kinase binding
Source: RefSeq, a predicted model, not a curated record
AUGAUGGGGCGCAGCUCUGAGGAUGAAGCACCUCAUGAUCUGCAGUCGGACGUAGUUUCUCGGUGGACACAAUCCGAUCUAGGACCCGCGAGAGAGGACAAGGAAGGUGCCUUGAAGAGCGAUGGUAUCGAGCAAAUGCCGCCGGAUUCAGCAUUGGGACUACUAUGCGUCUAUAUCGAACUGCUCGCUAAGCAGACUAUUGACGACCCGGACGACUGUCGGGUAGAUGCCUUUUCCCUAACCAAGAACAGGGCUCAAGGUGAUAGCGUGUCCAGUGGGGAAGUCACCCCCGUAAACGGUACCGAGAUACAUUGCUGCCCUGCAGGCUAUAGUGAUGCGGGACGCGAUCAUGUCCAGCUGGGCAUACUUUCCAAGAGGUUUCUCUCGAAGCGCGUGCCUUCAAUCACAUUAAAAGACUACCUCCUGCGGCUUCAUCGCUACUGCCCAAUGUCAACAGCCGUCUAUCUUGCUACAAGCAUGUACUUUACCCGAAUGGUUACUGUCGACAGAACUAUAUCACUAAACCAUAAGAACAUGCACCGUCUGGUCCUUGCUGGUCUUCGGGUAGCGAUGAAAGCGCUGGAAGAUCUUAGUUAUCCUCAUAGUCGCAUUGCGAAAGUUGGCGGAGUGACUGAACGCGAACUUUCGAAGCUCGAGAUUAGCUUUUGCUUUCUGGCUGAUUUUGAAUUGCGAGUUGAUGUUUCCAUGCUCACGAAUCAGGCAAGGGCUCUCGAAAAGAAUGUUCUCCAUCACGGUGAGAUUGCCAGUUAG